Molecule: messenger RNA, 2992 nt
Organism: Penicillium brasilianum
Lineage: Eukaryota; Fungi; Ascomycota; Eurotiomycetes; Eurotiales; Aspergillaceae
Source: the annotation of a GenBank genome assembly
UUCUGCCCCAUCUUCACCCUCUUCCUCCUCCUCCACCUCCACCUUCUCCCUUCUUUCUCCUGCCUUGGGGACUCCUCCCAUCUUAGAAUGUCCUCUUUGCCUCUCGACAUCUAUUAACUCCCCCUCCGAGUCUCAUGCUAGAGCCGACCUCGUACCUCCUGGAAGUGCCCAUCGGCGAUGGCGCGAUGCCCGUGUCCGUUGCGGCGGGCUGGGUCGGUCUGGUCUGGUAUAUGUUUAUACUGAUAGUCUGUGCCUUGGGCUAUCUUCAGAUUUGGCGAUACUUCUUGCGACGACCCCGACGCUCAUCUUUGGCCGCUAAUCCCGACGCCCCUCAUGUCACGGCCAUUCGACCAGUGAAGGGCCUCGAGCCUCAUCUGUACGACUGCCUUGCGGCCACCUUCCGCCAGGACUACCCGCGUGACAAGCUUACCGUCUGCCUCUGCGUGGCUACGCGCGAUGACCCAGCCUAUCCGACCCUUUGCAAGCUCCUUGCCGAUUUUCCUGAUGUCGAUGCGCGUGUGUAUGUGGAAGAGGAGGAUCCAUUGUUGCAGGGGAAUGGCCCUAAUGCCUACGCACUUGGACCGAACCCGAAGAUUCGGAACAUGAGUCGCGCAUACCGUGAAGCGAAGGGCGAUAUCAUUUGGAUCAUCGACUGCAAUGUCUGGGUCGGAAAGGGUGUUUGUGGUCGCAUGGUGGACCGACUGUGCGGAACGGGGCCUACUUUAGGCAAGAAAUUCAAGUUCGUACACCAUCUGCCCGUCGCGGUGGAUGUUACGGGCGAGAACAACUUGAGUGGCGAGCGACAGGCAUUGUUAGACGCACGUCCAGAUGCUACCGUCCCGAGAGCCGCAGACCUGUCUCUAAUGUCGAGGCGGCCAGAAGAUGGGUUCACGAGCACCAUUGAAACGGGCGGAGGGCGUUUGGAGGAGCUUUUCCUUUCCUCGUCACACGCCAAGAUGUAUACGGCCAUCAAUACGGUCCUCAUUGCGCCAUGCAUUGUAGGCAAGUCGAAUAUGUUCCGUCGCUCCCACCUGGACUACCUCACAGCCCCGGCCCCGGGAGAUCGCAACCCUCGACACCCCGGAGUUGACUACUUCUCCGACAAUAUUUGUGAAGACCAUUUGAUCGGUGACUUGCUUUGGCGGAAGAAGAUCCGGGAAGAAAAGGAAUUCGACGAGCGUUGGGGUAAACACGCCAUGGUUUUUGGUGACCUGGCGAUCCAGCCCGUAGCCAACAUGAGUGUAAGAGGUUACAUUGCUCGACGAGUGCGGUGGCUUCGUGUCCGCAAGUUCACUGUACUCCUUGCGACACUCGUCGAACCAGGCACCGAGUCCUUUGUCUGCUCGAUCUACGGCGCGUGGGGCAUCACAACCGCACUAGCACCUUACCUCGAGCAGAAGGGAUACUCGUUUGCCGCUGAGCUCGCGACCUGGACCUCAUUCUUUGCCAUUUUUGCGCUGAGCUUAGCCCUCUGGAUUUUAGUCGACUGGACCCUUUACAUCAAACUACAUUCGGCAAAGGCCAUCGAAGUCGACGAGGACACACCCAUCUUCGCGCAGCCUAAUCGCCGCCCUUCUCAAGCCACGCGUCGCCCGUUCCUGCAGUGGUUCGCCGCCUGGCUUGGUCGUGAACUACUGGCCUUGCCUAUCUGGAUUAUAGCCGUCUAUGGCGGUGUUACGGUUGUCUGGCGAGACCGACGGUUCAAGGUUGGAUUUGACGCCAAGGUCCGCGAGAUCGACUCAGACAAUGCGAUGCCAACAGAGGGCUCAUACUCGACCGGGUCUGUUGUGGACUGGUUUCCUGUGUCGCCGCAGAGCAACGGUGGUGUGACGGGGAAAGUUCGGCGUGAAUGAUGAUUUGCAUUUACAUCUGUACAAAAAUAUCCAUCAGCGUCCUGUAUAUUAUAGUGAAUCUAUAGAUAUGAUCUUCAUCAACACACCUUGGGUCUAGAUUUAGAAGAUCAUGUAAUCCACACCAACCAUACGAGAAACCUUUCCAGAACAUAAAGAGAAUGCCUUGCGUCUAUCUAAUCAAACUUUUAAUGCUUUUCAUAUCCAUAACGAACAUCAACAUGACAAAAUCGUCCAUCGGAUGACUGAAAUCACGUCGACUUCUCUCCCUCAGUAGCACUACUCUCCAGACCCGCCGCCUUCUCUGAACUCAACAACCACUCCACGACCUGUCUGCCAGCAGACAUCUCCCCCGCAUCAGUCUUCUGCUCACCCUCCUCACCAAUAGUCAUCUCAAUCUCUUGGGGCUCCUCCGAGUUCUCAUCCGCCUCACCCUCUUCCUCCGCGGCAGCAGUCCAAGCCGCACGCUCAGCCAGGAACAUUGCAUCGUGACCGGCAUCGUUCUUAAUAGCGACGUCUGCACCGGCCUCAACUAAGCCCUUGACACACUCCAGGUGCGUGUUCAGUGCAGCCCAGUGCAGGGGCGUAUUGCCAGAGUGAUUGCGGUGGUUGACGAAUGCCGUGCGCUGGUCUGCAUCCAGCGAGGAAAGCUUUUGGAGAAGAGUGUUGAGGAUUUCUGGUUUCAUCAGUUGAAUGUUCAUGAAUAGUGUAUUCCCACGAGUGCUGGCAAGGUAAGAUUCUUAGGACGGGUCAUACCGCUAUUUCCAUUUGCGGCGGGGAAGUGCAGCACGCAGGAGCCAGUCCCGCCUUCACUUUCGUCCUCCAUGUCGAUGGCGGACGCAACGAUGUGCGACUCUGGGCAGUUGUGCUGGGAGGCUAAAGUGGCGAUGUCGGCAUUCAGAGCCUCCAGGUCACCAGCGCGGGCAUCGUAGAUCAGGUCGUCGAUAGCCUCGACUGAAAGCGCGACGGGUACCGCCGGCUUGGGCUUUGGCGUAGAGGCAGACAUUGUGAUGUUUGAAAAAGAUCUCGUAGAUGAGAACUCGACAGAAUUUUUCCCGAGGGUUUGCUGCAACACCCGGUCACUGAUUUGAUAGUGUCUUGGUGGUGAUUUUUUUCUGACUUGCAGAGAAUUUGAUAUGUCC